Jatropha curcas is the source of this 1801-nucleotide messenger RNA. Its product is annotated as sugar transport protein 5. Gene Ontology annotation, cellular component: membrane. Gene Ontology annotation, biological process: monosaccharide transmembrane transport. Gene Ontology annotation, molecular function: monosaccharide transmembrane transporter activity. NCBI's taxonomy places the organism in Eukaryota, Viridiplantae, Streptophyta, Magnoliopsida, Malpighiales, Euphorbiaceae. The record is from RefSeq and is a predicted model, not a curated record.
UUCCUCAGUACACAUAUUAAGGAACUUGGCUAUAAAAUGUGUUUUUCCAAGCUAGCUACGACUAAGUAGCUCUGCUUUAUUUCCUCUGUUUUAACUGGAGCAAAAGCCGGAGACCCUGUUCGGAUUUGAAGGAAAUGGCUGUCGGAGGUUUUGCCGUUGACGGGCCUGUCGGUGGCUUUAACGGCAAGAUAACUAUAUCAGUUGUGAUUACUUGCAUCGUAGCUGCAUCUAGCGGCCUCAUUUUCGGCUAUGACAUUGGAAUUUCAGGAGGUGUAACAACGAUGGCGCCAUUUCUCAAGAAAUUCUUUCCAUCAGUAUUGAGGAAGGCAUCGGAGGCCAAAACAAACAUGUACUGCGCAUAUGAUAGCCAGGUUUUAACAGCAUUCACAUCAUCGUUAUAUAUAGCUGGGUUAUUUUCUUCCCUCGUGGCUAGCCGUCUUACUACCAAAUUAGGCCGCAAGAAUACCAUGGUGCUAGGUGGCUGCACUUUCCUUGCCGGCGCUGCCAUGAAUGGUGGUGCUGCCAACAUUGCCAUGCUCAUCCUAGGCCGUAUCUUGCUUGGUUUUGGAGUUGGCUUCACUAACCAGGCAACUCCUGUUUAUCUAUCGGAGGUAGCACCACCAAAAUGGCGAGGCGCAUUCAACACAGGGUUCCAAUUUUUCAUAGGCAUUGGUGUAGUAUCGGCUAAUGUUAUAAAUUAUGCUACAGCUAAGCAUAGUUGGGGCUGGCGUCUCUCCCUUGGCCUUGCCAUAGUACCUGCAGCUAUAAUGACAAUCGGAGCACUGCUUAUUUCAGACACUCCUAGUAGCCUGGUAGAACGUGGAAAGCUUGAGCAAGCUCGAAAAUCUCUAAUCAAAGUUCGAGGAAUCGAUACUAAUGUGGAUGCUGAGCUUGCUGAGCUUAUCAAGUCUAGUGAAGUAGCCAAAGCUGCUCAAGAAGAACCUUUUGUGACUAUUUUUGAAAAGCAGUACAGGCCUCAUUUAGUAAUGUCAAUUGCUAUACCAUUUUUUCAACAAGUAACUGGGAUUAACAUAAUUGCAUUUUACGCCCCUGUUCUUUUUCAAUCAGUUGGCUUUGGAAGCAAUUCAUCUUUAAUAGCUGCUAUAAUACUUGGAUUAGUUAAUCUUGCUUCAAUUUUGGUGUCUACGGGUGUGGUUGAUCGUUAUGGUCGAAGAUUUUUGUUCAUAUUUGGAGGGACUCAAAUGUUCAUUUGUCAGGUAGCAGUAGCUUGUGUGCUAGCAGCGACAACAGGCGUUUCAGGCACGAAGCACAUCUCCAAAGGCUACGCCAUAGUAGUACUGGUUUUAAUGUGUAUAUAUGCUGCUGGUUUUGGUUGGUCAUGGGGUCCUCUAAGCUGGCUAAUCCCAAGUGAAAUAUUUCCUAUGAAAAUUAGACCUGCAGGUCAAAGUUUAAGUGUGGCUGUAAAUUUCGCAACCACAUUUGUUCUAUCACAGACGUUCCUGACCAUGCUAUGUCACUUCAAAUAUGGGACGUUCUUAUUCUAUGCUGGUUGGAUAGCCCUGAUGACAUUUUUUGUUGUAUUUUUCUUGCCAGAGACGCGAGGAAUUCCUCUGGAUUCAAUGUAUCAAGUGUGGGAGAAGCACUGGUACUGGCGUCGGUUUGUUCAAGGGAAAUUGUAGGCAAAAGUUUGCUUUACAAUUAUGGUUUUAAUCUGGUUACAGCCUUUAUGGGAAUAACAUUUUGUUAAGACAGUGUUAGAGAGCUUAAUUAUAUUUUAUACAGUAUAAAUGACACAAAAAAUUCAACAUUCUAUAUGUAUAAUUGUCUUAUUUUAUUUCUA